CCCACCCUCUCCAUACCUUGCUGUAGGAGGUUGCAAUUUAAGAGUGGGGUCAGCUGAGCAUCAGACAGUCCGUGACACCCUCUGUCUCUCCCAUUUCUGCCUUGUCUGCUCUUUUUGACUGUCUGUGCAGGUCGCUUCCAUGCAAAGGAGUGAAGGCAGACAGCACUUAGACCGGCACAAAGAGAGAGAAAGAGAGAGAGAGAGAAAGAGAGAGGUGGGGAACUGAGGUGAGAUAAGCCGCACUUAAGUCUCCUGGUACCAGUGAGCCCGGUGUUUUUGACAGACAGGUGAUAUGAUCGGGCCUUAAAGCCUGCUGAAGAUCACUCAUCUCCAGAAAGAGCUGAACCACUAGUGCCAGAGCCGCCACUCAAGCUGAGCAGAUGGAAGCACUCUGAUCCCGCUGAGACUCUGGAGCGCCCCACACAAACAACGCCUGGAGGAACAACAGGACUAAACAACUGGGGCACAUUUCUUGUGUGUGUGGGGUUUUUUUUUGUGGGUUUUCCAUUUUUCCAAAGGGAUUUAAAAAGACCAUGGCUCUUAAGGAGGCACUGUUGGCUUUGCUGCUGGCCCUCUGUGUUGAACCGGUGCCUGUGGAGUUCCUUCAGAACAUGGCAAUUGUCCCGCGGCAACCAGGGUGCACGCAGGUGUGCCAGCCCGACCUGUGCCCGGUGGCUCACCUCCUGCAGCGGUGCCCGGCAGGGCGGGUGCGGGACGCCUGCGGGUGCUGCUGGGAGUGCGGCAAUGCUGAGGGUCAGUUCUGCGACGCCGACCCGGCCGCUGGGUUCUACGGACGUUGCGCCGAGGGCCUGAGGUGCCGCGUUCCUCCCAGGGAGAGGGCCCGCUUCCUGACCAGUGCGGCGGAGGAGGAGGAGACGCCCAAGGCCGUCUGCGUGUGUGCCAAGCAUGAGGUGCUGUGUGCCACUGAUGGGAAGACCUACGAGAACAAGUGCCAACUGCGCAGUGCCCAGCGCGGCCUGGCACAGGGAGAGAGUAGACCCACCGUGGCUCACUAUGGACCAUGCCGAUCAAAGCCAGUCAUCACCAUUGGCCCCCAGACCAGCCACAUGUUAGAGGGGAGCGACGCUGUGUUUGUGUGCGAGGUCUCCUCCUAUCCCCUGGCCACCGUUCACUGGAGGAAAGAUGGGAAGAACAUCUUCCGCCCUUCUGAUGACUCCAACAUCGCUACACAGGCGCGCCGAGGCCCCCAGCGCUUUGAACUGACCGGCUGGCUCCAGAUCCAGAGCGUCCGCCCCGACGACGAGGGCGUGUACACGUGCGCUGCCAGGAACGCCUUCGGAGAGGCGUCUGCCUCGGCCAGAUUGCAGGUUCUGUGGAAAGAAUCUCAGACAGCAAGCGAUGAGAUGAAGACGAAGCCAUACAGCAUCAUAGACGAUGAAGAGGAUGGUGAGGAUGAAGACUACGAAGGCCACUCCAGUGGGCAUAUGUACGUGUAAAUUUGGCGGUAAAGAAAAUGUAACAAAAUAUAUUUAGAUAGAUUUUAUAAGAUUUUAUAAGAUGCUGUAUGUAUAAUUGCAUUCCAGUGAGUACAAUUUCUGAUUUAUGUAAAUAAAAUCCUAUUUCCUUUA
Alosa sapidissima (American shad) is the source of this 1589-nucleotide messenger RNA. RefSeq names its product Kazal-type serine peptidase inhibitor domain 2 (gene kazald2). Gene Ontology annotation, molecular function: insulin-like growth factor binding. Lineage: Eukaryota; Metazoa; Chordata; Actinopteri; Clupeiformes; Clupeidae. Gene Ontology annotation, biological process: regulation of cell growth; regulation of signal transduction. Gene Ontology annotation, cellular component: extracellular region. The transcript has 4 exons. The record is from RefSeq and is a predicted model, not a curated record. The coding region runs from base 534 to 1457 and encodes 307 amino acids.